AUGUCCCAGGCCGUCAAGCGAGCCUGCGAUGCCUGUCAUCGUCGCAAGGUCAAAUGUGACGGCAUCAACCCCUGCCGCAAUUGCUCUUCCGCCCAGCUUUCCUGCACAUACAAUGCCAUCCCUCAAAAGAAAGGCCCCAAGGGCUCCCGCGCCAAAGUCAUCUCUGAACUCCGCGAGACGCAGCGCCUUACUUCGCUCUCUGCCAAGGUCCAGAACCGCAUGAAUGGCAUCGCCUGCCCCCAUUCCGUCACCCUCGCCCCGACCCCCGGCAUGGUCACCUCGGAUCUCGUCAAGGACUGUGCCUCCUUCUUCUUCGACCACAUGUAUUCUCAGGCACCCAUCCUCGACCGCCGCCAGGUCGACCAGCAGCUGCUCUACAUGGAGCAGAACCGCGAUGCCUACUGCCUCAUGACCGCCAUGUGCGCCUUUGUCCUACUCCAGCCAGGCAUGGCCAUGCCCCCCGGCGAUCCCUACAACCUCGACAUGGUGCCCGGUGCCAACAUCAUCUCCUCCCAGCUGCUCCUCGAGGAAGCCCACAAGGUCCGCAAGGGUUACGACUAUCUCGACUCCGUCACCCUCAACGCCCUCGCCACCAAUUUCUUCUUCUUCGCCUGCUACUACGGCCAGGAAAUGCACGACAAGGCUUGGUAUUACCUCCGCGAGGCCACCACCAUGAUGGCCAUGACCGGCAUGGAUAAGGAGGAACACUACCUCCAGUUUGACGCCGUCGAGUCGUCGCGCCGUCGCCGCCUCUACUGGCUCUUUUACUCGGUCGAGCGCGCCUACGCCCUCGCCCGCGGUCGUCCCCUCACCCUCAAGGCCACCAUCAACCUGCCCACUCUGGCCGACGAUCCCUCGGACCCCCUGGCUCACCAGCUCCACGCUUUCAUCAUGCUCGUCAACCUCUACCGUCCCUUUGACGACUCCUUUGUCACCGUCUGGAACAAGACGCGCAAUCACCUCUCCACCCCUUACAUUAGCGGCCUGCAGAAGCAGCAAAAUGAUCUGUCCCAAAAUUAUGCGUGCCAGGACCCCAACUUUGCCGACUUCCGCACAAACCAACAGUGGCUCAAGAAUACCGUCUGGCAGCUGACCAACGGCAGCAAUGGGAGACCUGAAGACAACUCGUUCUAUAAUGGCGACAUGGCGCGUGAGCUGCUACUCAGCAUGGCCACGUCCUUUCCCAAUCGCGGCAUGGAUGUCGUCAACACUGGCCUCAUCGAGAAGCUCAUUGAGAUCUCCUUUUCCCUGACCGAGUUCCUCGCCAUCCAGCCUGCUUCGCGGGACCCCUUUGCCACUGGCCCCCGAGAGUACCUCAGCCAGAUUCUGACCUCUGUUGCCCUCGCCCGCUCCGGCGAGCAUCGCUUCCUGCCCCUGCUCAUGAGCAAGCUGUCCGAGAUUCUACCCCGCACCGUCAACCCCAUGUUGCAGAAUGCACCUGACAACGUCAACAUGGCCUCGGUCGACAUUUUCGACGGCUUUGGAAAUGCCGGCAUGGCCCAACCCCCAUUGCAGAUGAUGGACACCGACUACGUCGAGAGCAAGUACGCCCUCGAGAUGAACAACCGCGACACCGAGUCCAACUCGCAUGCCAGCCACACCACGCCCGGUUCCGGCUCCGACAUGAGCAACUCAUUUGUCGCCUCCCCCAGCAUCAUGUCACCCGGCAUGGAGUACUCUCACGGCAACAACCUUCCCAUCAACACCUUUGGUGUCAAUUCCAUACAGGAAAUGCAUGGUUCUCCCCCGCCAGGGCAGCUUUAUGCAGAGCAACGAGUAUCACGCGAUACCGGCCGAGCUCGACUUUAA
Molecule: messenger RNA, 1809 nt
Organism: Cordyceps militaris CM01
Lineage: Eukaryota; Fungi; Ascomycota; Sordariomycetes; Hypocreales; Cordycipitaceae
Product: C6 zinc finger domain containing protein
Exons: 2
Coding region: 1-1809 (602 amino acids)
Biological process (GO): regulation of DNA-templated transcription; DNA-templated transcription
Molecular function (GO): DNA-binding transcription factor activity, RNA polymerase II-specific; DNA binding; zinc ion binding
Source: RefSeq, a predicted model, not a curated record